Messenger RNA from Aspergillus oryzae RIB40, 1683 nucleotides. RefSeq names its product transposase. Gene Ontology annotation, cellular component: nucleus. Gene Ontology annotation, molecular function: DNA binding. The record is from RefSeq and is a predicted model, not a curated record. Bases 1 to 1683 code for a protein of 560 amino acids. The transcript has a single exon. NCBI's taxonomy places the organism in Eukaryota, Fungi, Ascomycota, Eurotiomycetes, Eurotiales, Aspergillaceae.
AUGCCUGAUUCUUAUUCUGAUAUCGAGAUACGGAUCGUACAGGCCUGUACAAUCGCCCAAGGCCAAAAAAAGCCCAAUAUCUCUGCGCUAGCGCGUCAAUUUAAUGUUCCUUACCAACGACUCCGGGCGCGUAUUCAUGGCCGAGCAAAUCUUUCCUCACGUCCUAUCUCAACCAAGACACUUGAUGAUUCACAAGAAAAGGCACUAAUUCGUUGGAUUCGUCAGCUUGAUAAUCUAUAUAGUCCACCUACGGCCGGAAUGAUUGAGCAGAGUGCCAACCAAAUACUGCAGCGGAAUAUAACCGACGGGCAAUCUCGUACAGUUGACAAGAACUGGGUUUAUCGCUUUAUUAAACGUCUUCCUGAGGAGUUUAAGCUCAUUCAGCAGAAGCCGAAAGAUAAGAAGCGUCUUGAUGCAGAAGAUAUAGGUGUUCUCCAACACUGGUACGACUGCUUAGAGGCCUUUAUCAAGAAUAUACCUCCCAAAAAUAUAUACAAUUUCGAUGAAACUGGCUUUCAACUUAGACAGGGAAAGACUCAAAAAGUUGUAACUACUAUGCCUCUACGAGCUGCAAGAGGAAAUCCCUCUAAAGAAGUAGGGGAACUGAUCUCUGCAAUAGAGUGUAUUGCAGCGGACGGUUUUACUCUUCCUCCAUACUUUAUAUUCAAAGGAACAUAUCAUCUUGAGCGGUGGUACGAUGCAGAUAUUCCAGAGGAAUAUCGAAUAUCUCUAUCUCCAAAAGGCUAUACUACAGAUAAGAUUAGUUUUGACUGGAUUCAGCACUUCCACCGUCAUACAAAACACCGUAUCUCUACAAAAAAAGAGGUUCGAUUACUAUUUUUCGAUGGCCACGAGUCCCAUCUUACCUAUGAAUUUCUUCAAUUCUGUGGACUACACUAUAUUAUACCAUAUUGCUUUCCUCCUCAUACAACACAUCUUGUACAGCCUCUUGAUGGACAACCUUUUCAAGUCUAUAAGCACUUUUAUCGCAAGAGAAACAAUGAGCUCGCUCAAAGAGGUGCUGAGAUGGACGAUAAGAGUGAUUUUUUAAAAGAGAUCCAUUCUAUUCGUACGAUGACCUUCAAACAACGUACAAUCCGGGAUGCCUUUGAAAAGCGAGGUCUAUAUCCCUUAGAUUCAGAAAAGGUGAUGAAAUCUCUACGUGAGGCUUUGGAAACUGCUCCAGAACUUGAGAUAAUUACAACACCAUCACCACCACCAUCAAGCUCAUCGCCACCAUCUACAAUACGAGGUCUUCGUCGAAGUAUUAGUAAAGCGCAGAGCUUUAUUAAUAAUAGCCCGGAGCUUGAUCAAAGCUUUGUACGACGCCUUGACCGUGUAUUCCAAAGCUCGCUUGAAACUACUGAAUUAGCCGCUCAGCUCAAGGAUGAUCUACAGCAGCAUCUUCGAUACCGGAAGCCUCAGGAUAGACGGAAAUCACAGAAAAGGGUUAAAUACCACGGGCCACUAACUGUAUAUGAUGCAAAACGCCGAAUUGCGGAUCGUACUGAGGUGGAAAGACUACAGGGUCUUAGGCAAAUUAGAAAGACGGGAGCUUUGGAAUACGAUAAACCACCACAACCGACAAAUACAGGGGAUCUGCCUAGUACAGAAGCUGGCCAGGUGGAUAGGGAAGGCCCUAGAUUACCUUAUUGGAUAGAUACUCAAGGCGAUGUUGUAUAG